CAUCUCGGCAGACACCGCCAUGACGAAGAAGGACGUAGACGGAGGCUGGGCGUGGGUGGUUCUGGUGGCGUCCUAUAUGAACGGGUUCCUGCUGUCAGGAGUGUGUUACAUGGGUGGGAUGUUCCAGGUGGUUCUGUUGGAGCACUUCCAGCAGAGUGUGGGCCUCACAGCCUGGGUCACGUCAGUGUAUGCCUCGCUCAUGUUUUUAGCAGGUCCACUGGCGAGUCUCAUCACUUCCUACUUCGACUGUCGGACUUCCGUGAUGCUCGGAGGUCUGCUCCUCGCGGGAGGUCUGGCUGGAAGUAGUUUUGCAACAUCUCUCUCCGUAUUUUUUGUAUUUUUCGGAAUUAUUGCCGGUCUUGGAUUAGGAUUAACUUACACACCCUGUGUCGUCAUUGUCAGCUACUACUUUGAAAAGAAACGGAUUUUUGUGACAAGCGUGGCCCUCUCAGCCGCCGGCACCGGAUUCCUGGUCGCGCCAUUACUGUUCCGAUACCUACUGGACAACUAUGCAUGGCGUGAGUGUCUGAUCUUUUUGGCGGCAAUCUGUUUUCAUAUAACCCUGUUUGGAGCUCUUAUGUUUCCGAUACACGAAAGAAAAAGAGGACGAAAUCUCUCAAAGUUUUGCAAACAGGGACGUGAAGGACUUUCAGAGGAUGUCAAUUCCUGCAGUUUGAUCAAAGCAAAUGCAAGCGAUGAUGGUAAUCACCCAAGGGUUACGUUCAAUGAGAACAUUGAGCAAGAAAGUAAAUUCCUCAGAGGGGACAGUGAACCUCCUAAAAAAGGAACCAUUACUCAGAGUCGUGGGACAACUGAAAGUCAGUUGGAUAUUUUCAAGAACUUGGCUUUCGUUGUGCUUUGUGUGAAUCAGAUUCUGGUGAACGCAUCUUGUGGUAUCUUUAACAUUCAUUUAGCAGCCUUCUGUGAGUACUAUGGAACAGUUCCUCAAAAGGUCGCCUAUGUUCUGUCAGUGAACGGCCCAGCCAACAUGGUGUCGCGAAUCCUGCUGGGGGCGUUUUCACACGCCAGCGAGCAGAACGUGUGGAUCAUUUACAACGGAGUUCUGUUGACUUCCGGUACAAUAUUUUGUUUAAUGCCUCUCUUUGCCAAAACAUAUGUUACUCAGAUGAUAGCUGUUAUUCUCAUCGGAACGUACCUGGGCGGAUCGUAUGCUCUUACCCCUAUCCUGACAAUAGAAUGUGUUGGUGUGACAAGGCUGGCGACAGCGUUCGGGGUGACUUUGAUUUGUGCUGGGCUUGGCUUGCUUGUGGCGCCACCGCUAGCAGGAUGGUUUGUGGAUUUAACAGGAUCAUACGACUACAGUAUGUACCUUGCAGGUGGUUUAAUGUUCCUGUCUGUGUUGGUGGGUUUCGUGGUGCCACAGCUGAUCAAGUCUAAGAACGAGUACCAUAUCAAGACAGAAUACGCUGUGGACGUGGAAACAGUUGAUUCCGGGUUCGAGAUAGGAACAAGCCUUUAGUGAUAAUGUGCUUCAAAAGCAUUUACCAUAGCCCUGAGCGUUUGUGAUAUUCAAAUAUGAGUGCAAAGGUCGACGUGUUACCCAAAUAAAUGUGUGAAUGAUGGGUGUGAGUGAAUGUUGUUUAACGGCACAGUCACCAAUACUGCAGCUACACCAGGGACACUGACUUUCCGUUAAGAGAAGCACGCUGUUGUACAUUUUAUUUGGAGAACUUGAAAGGGUUACCCUAAUUAACGCUAUCAAAUAUCGUAUGGUAUAUUUCUGGGCUAAACUAUCUGUCCUAUCUAACAACAGCUGCCAAGAGUGUUAUACCAUAUGAGA
This is a messenger RNA of Haliotis rubra (blacklip abalone), 1801 nucleotides long. Its product is annotated as monocarboxylate transporter 14-like. Lineage: Eukaryota; Metazoa; Mollusca; Gastropoda; Lepetellida; Haliotidae. Gene Ontology annotation, molecular function: monocarboxylic acid transmembrane transporter activity. Gene Ontology annotation, biological process: monocarboxylic acid transport; transmembrane transport. The record is from RefSeq and is a predicted model, not a curated record. The transcript has 6 exons. The coding region runs from base 20 to 1480 and encodes 486 amino acids.